AUGACAAUUCAAGCCAACCACGGUGCCUCGAUUGCGGACAUCAUAGCGAUCGGGCCAGAGUCUGAAAGUGUUCCCGCAUGGCGAGCGAGAUGCGAAAUCACGACGGAGUCGCAGAUCCGCUUGGUUAAGCUGGCGCAUAUGUGUUAUCAACACCCCGAUCUGGACGAGAUUACUAUUUUCCUUGAAGAUUUUGGUAUGACCAUCGCAAAGAAGACCGAUGACGAAAUCUGGUAUCGGGGCUAUGGAGUAGAUCCCUAUGUCUACUACGCGAAGAAAGGAACGAAGAAGUUCCUUGGUGGUGCUUUCGAAGUUGAAUCGUAUCAGGAUCUGGAGAAGGCAACAAAGCUACCUACAGCCGGUGAGAUUCAAGAGCUCACAGAUGCCCCGGGCGGAGGCUAUAUGGUGACGUUGACCGAUCCUGAUGGAUUUGCCAUGAACCUAUUUUGUGGACAAACACCCGUUACACCUAGCACCUACCCAGAGAAGCUGGUGGUCAAUUAUGAGACCGAGAAGCCACGAGUGCGUCAAUUCCAACGAUUCCAACCAGGUCCAGCCGCAGUCCAUCAGCUCGGCCACUACGGCGUCUGCACCAAAAACUUUGAAGGGCUUGUCGAAUUCUACACAAAGAACUUUAACAUUGUCCCAACAGACUUCCUCUACGUUGAAGUAGAAGGUAAAAAGAAGAAUGUCUCCUUGUUCGCCCACAUUGAUCGCGGUGACAAGCACGUCGACCACCACUCAUUCUUCGUGAGCUCAAACCCGACAUCCCAUGUGCACCACUGUUCAUUCGAGGUCCACGACUUCGACACCCAGAAGCUAGGCCACCAAUGGCUCGCGAAGAAAAACUACAAGUCUGUGUGGGGUGUUGGCCGACAUAUCCUUGGAAGUCAGAUUUUCGACUACUGGUGGGAUACUACAGGGAACAUGAUCGAGCAUUAUGCGGAUGGGGAUUUGGUCAAUGACCAGACUCCGAUAGGGUAUGGUCCUGCGGGUGAUGAGUCGUUGGCUGUGUGGGGACCUGAAGUGCCGUCCUGGUUUUUGCAGUGA
Molecule: messenger RNA, 1047 nt
Organism: Penicillium expansum
Lineage: Eukaryota; Fungi; Ascomycota; Eurotiomycetes; Eurotiales; Aspergillaceae
Product: trihydroxytoluene oxygenase
Exons: 5
Coding region: 1-1047 (348 amino acids)
Biological process (GO): L-methylmalonyl-CoA metabolic process
Cellular component (GO): mitochondrion
Molecular function (GO): methylmalonyl-CoA epimerase activity
Source: RefSeq, a predicted model, not a curated record